Prinia subflava (tawny-flanked prinia) is the source of this 2116-nucleotide messenger RNA. RefSeq names its product cilia and flagella associated protein 206 (gene CFAP206). Gene Ontology annotation, biological process: regulation of cilium beat frequency; sperm axoneme assembly; regulation of flagellated sperm motility. Gene Ontology annotation, cellular component: ciliary basal body; axoneme. The coding region runs from base 173 to 2038 and encodes 621 amino acids. The record is from RefSeq and is a predicted model, not a curated record. The transcript is spliced from 12 exons. Lineage: Eukaryota; Metazoa; Chordata; Aves; Passeriformes; Cisticolidae.
CCGGGGCUGGCGCUGGGCCGCGGCCGCUCCCGCCCGUCGCCAGCGGCCGGGACGCGGGCACAGCGGCACCGGGGAGGUUUGGCGCCGGGACAGGGUCGAGAAGGUGAAAUUUUGAGAAGGGACUCGCGCCGAAGUGAAUGUAACGCGGUUAAGGCGUGUGUGUUUGGCCAGCAUGUCCGGCGAGCUGACCCAAAGUGUCAUCAAGAGGAUAAUCCGCCAAGUGGGCCUGGAGUGCAGUGCCCGGGGACAAAGCCUCUCGGAAACCUUGGUGGCCUUCAUGAUGAAAGCUGUUGUUUUAGAUCCAAGAAAUGACUUUAAUAUGGAUCAACUCCAUACAGAAAAGGAUAUGCAGGACCUUAUCCAGCUCUGUGUUACCAGACUGCUUGACACAACAAACCCAUCCCUAAGCACAAUGAAGAUGCAAGUUUACUUUGAUAUGAACUAUGCAAACCGAGAUGAAUUACUGAGUGAGCAGGAGCGUGUUCUCAAAGGAAAACUGGCUCCUGUGGUUAGAGCUAUCACAGAGAGAGAUCCACAUGGGCAAGAAGAAACAGAGAAUGUGUAUCAAAAGAUGGUUACCUAUGCGCUGCUGAGAUGUGGCCUGGGAUCCCCAACAGAUAUUGAGGCUAUCAGGGAGGUAACAGCUGCCUUGCAGAGUGUAUUCCCCCAGACAGAGAUGAUUACUUUCAUCUCACUCAGCAAGAAGGACAAAGAACAACAGCUGAAGGAUCUUGCCAUGCUAGUCACAGGAAUUCGUUUGUACAACAAGCAGUGCCAGAAAGGAGGAAGUGGCAUUGAUGACUUGCCAGACAUCCUGCAUGAAGCCAUUCCAUCGGCUGCACAGACUCUGGACAAACGCCUGAAUUCCUGCCAGCUGCUGGCGCACCGCUACACGGCCCUGUUGGAAUCCAUGCAGGAAGACAGCCCCAGAAGCUCCCAGCUUCGUACUUUUAAACUGAAAGAAGCACUAUUCAAUGUGAGACAGUAUGAAGCCUUCCUUUGCAUCCUUCAGUCCAAUGCAAUUACAAGUGCUCAGGAAGUUGAAUCAUUGGAUGUUAAGUUUGAAGCAGCAAUGAUGGUAUUGAAAAACACAAUGCAGGAUAAGACUUCCAUAGAGUCUAAAGAAGUUUUUCCUCUCUUUAUGGAACUUUCUAAGCUUUGGACCGGCUAUCAGAAUGAAAUGCUUCUGCUAAGCUUCUUCACAAAUAUGGCUGAUAAUCUGCAACAAUUCUUGGAAAUCCAAUCAUACCUUUUUCCAGAGGAAAUGCUAACAUCUCUUCUGGAGGGAGUGACUGUGAAAAGUGAUGAGGAAAGGAUAAAAGAAACCAUGGGAACCAGAGUGAAUGUUUCUGAUUUCAAGAACCAAGAAUGGCUUUUUCCAGAGACUACUGAUAAUUUUGGUCAGUUGCUAAUCCAGUACCGUGGGUUUUGUGCACAUUCAAUUGGUGUGAAAGGUAUCAUCCUACCAGGAAAUCCUGCUAUUGGAAUUUUGAAACACAAGGAGAAAUACUAUGUUUUCAGUUCAAAAGAAGCUGCAUACCUCUUUGCUCAAGAUCCAGAUAAGUUCAUUCAAUUGAAUGUAGAAAAAGCAAAAAAAUAUGCCGAGCUAAUUCAACUGCUUGAGCUCCAUCAUCAGUUUGAAUACCUUGUUCCACAUGCACAGGUCAGAAAUGCAAAGAAAGAUUUGAUGAAACCACCCCCAAAAUGUGACAGCGGUACUCAAACUGAUACUCAUAUCUUGCCUCCAACUAUUGUGAGAUCCUAUGAAUGGAAUGAAUGGGAACUGAGAAGAAAAGCUAUAAAAUUGGCCAACUUGCGCCGCAAGUUAACUCACAGCAUGCAGACUAAUCUCAGCCACAUGAGAAGAGAGAACUUCACCCAAGUGUACUUGCCAAAAGAUGUUGGCACCCAGACUAAGCAUGACAACUCAAGCAAUGUGCCCAAACCCCAGAUUUUCCUGCAAGGUCUCCGGGGAGGAUCAUCUCCCACUACUCAUAUGGUCACAGUAGACUUAACAAGACCACUGGAUGAAACCUAAAUGAAAAUGAGAAACCUGAAGACACAUCUUGAAUGUGUGUAUAAAAAUUCCUGAAUAUAUCUGAAUUUAGAUACUAAA